Molecule: messenger RNA, 630 nt
Organism: Achroia grisella
Lineage: Eukaryota; Metazoa; Arthropoda; Insecta; Lepidoptera; Pyralidae
Exons: 5
Coding region: 88-630 (180 amino acids)
Source: RefSeq, a predicted model, not a curated record
AAGCUUCUAUAAAGCUAUUAUCAUAAAAUAUGAAUAUCAAAUUAACUAACAAUAUAUAUACUUUGCGAUGACAAGAAAGAAAAUAAAAUGUGUAAAAAGUAUUUCCUGUGCUCGUCAUGUCCAACCAGAACUACCGAAGAGAUCAAAGUAAACGACCGAGCCAUUCGCCGUACACCAAUAGACCGGCUCGGGUUCACAUUCAAAUGUUGCUGUUGUAUACCACUCAGAUUGGCCACUAUAUUGAUCUGUUUAAACACAUUUGUGUGGACUUUAUUGGAAUUACAAGGAGCUAAGAAAUUCAUAGCCAAUCUAUUUGAAAACGAAACCAUCGUCUACUAUACUUCGAUAGUUUAUAUCUUUCUUACAGUUUGUUUAAUUUUAGCAUCAGGAGUACUGAUGUUUGGGAUUAUAAUUAGAAGUUACGACAUGCUCAAUAUAUACGUAUGGUACGCAUUUAUAUACAACUGUGUAUACAUAAUUGUAUAUAUAAUAAGUGUAGUGUUUUAUAUAUUGAAAACCGGUGAGUUAUCAAUGAUAAAGUCUAUGAAAAUUAUAGGAGCCAUACUCUGGAAUUGUUUAUUCUUCUAUUACGUGCAAGUGGUGAACAGUUACAAAAUGACGAUCUGGUGA